Messenger RNA from Auanema sp. JU1783, 3510 nucleotides. The record is from the annotation of a GenBank genome assembly. NCBI's taxonomy places the organism in Eukaryota, Metazoa, Nematoda, Chromadorea, Rhabditida, Rhabditidae.
AUGGCUGUGGACGAGCUUGUGGAAUCUAUUGAGCUUCAUAAUAGCAAACCCUAUUGGCAGCAUCUAUAUGUAUCUCCCUUCGUAGGUUUACUAAGCGUUUGGGUCUAUAUUUGGAUCACAGUGUACGGGUUUGAAGAAUAUUAUGAACUUGGAUGCAUAGGAAUAGCUAUAGUCUGUCUGUUACAAGCUUUGGUGUUCCUAUUCUGCCAUUGGUUUGUCUCUGUCAACUGUUUUUUCACCUGUUCGUAUCAACCUGAUCCUCUGAAAGCUACUGUAGCGAAAGUGGUUCCUACUCUCAAUAAUGGGUGGGCAGAGCUUGUUCCUUUACGGAGACAAAAGAGGGAUGGUGAGGUCAAAGUGACUUUCGAGUUUCAAAAAGUACAUUACACGUUGAACAAUGAAACACAGCAGUUCGAGGUGAUCAAGCUUGACACUAGGAAAGCGAUGAGACUUUAUCAAACAUCCACGGGCUUGGACGAUCAGGAACUUCGAGAUGUACAAUUCAAAUAUGGAGACAACAAAACUGAAAUGGUCAUUCCGCAAUUCUGGGAGCUCUUCAAGGAGAGAGCUACAGCUCCUUUCUUUGUUUUCCAGGUUUUCUGUGUUGGGCUAUGGUGCUUAGAAGACAUGUGGUACUAUUCUUUGUUCACAUUAGCCAUGUUGGCGACUUUCGAAGCAACCCUUGUUAAAGCUCAGAUGAAAAACAUGCAGGAAAUUCGCAAUAUGGGAAAUAAAAGUUUUCCUAUUAAUGUGUACAGAAACAAAAAAUGGCUGAAAGUUAAAACAGAUGAGUUGGUGCCUGGAGAUAUUGUUUCCAUUGGACGAUCGGCUGAUGAGCAAACCGUUCCAUGCGAUAUGAUUUUACUAAGAGGCCCUUGCAUCGUGGAUGAAUCCAUGUUAACAGGAGAGAGCGUACCCCAAAUGAAAGAGCCUAUAGAAGAUCUGGAAAAAGAGCGUUAUUUUGACUUUGAUUCUGACAACAAGUUACAUGUUAUUUUUGGAGGAACGAAAAUAGUUCAACACACUGCUCCAGCUAAGGGAGAGGGUUUAAAAUCGCCUGAUGGAGGUUGCAUUUGCUAUGUUCUUCGAGUAGGGUUCAACACUAGCCAAGGAAGAUUAUUGAGAACUAUCAUGUUUGGCGUAAAGAGAGUCACUGCCAAUAAUUUCGAAACCUUCUGUUUCAUAAUGUUCCUUCUCAUCUUCGCCAUUGCUGCAUCUGGUUAUCUCUGGGUUAAAGGAUGUGAGGACGAGAAGCGGAACAAAUAUAAAUUGUUUUUGGAAUGUACUCUGAUUCUCACUAGUGUCAUCCCUCCUGAACUUCCAAUCGAACUCUCGUUAGCAGUUAACAAUUCUCUGAUUGCCCUCCAAAAACUUGGAGUGUUUUGUACAGAACCUUUCCGAAUUCCUUUCGCUGGAAAGAUUGAUAUUUGUUGUUUCGAUAAAACAGGAACAUUAACAACUGAUAGUCUGAUUGUUGAAGGAAUAGCUGUUAGUACGGAUCCCGAGAAAGGAAUGAUUAAAUCUGCUUCGGAUGCUUCAUCUGAGGCUAUUCAAGUGUUAGCUAGUUGCCAUAGCUUGGUGAAGUUCGACGAUGGUCUUGUUGGAGACCCACUAGAAAAAGCAUGCCUAGCUUGGUGUGAUUGGUCAGUCACCAAAGCUGAUGCAGUUAUGCCUCCAAAAACCUCCAAGCAGGCCGGGAUGAAAAUAUUCCAUAGAUACCAUUUUUCAUCCGCCAUGAAACGCAUGACAGUAAUUGCUGGUUAUCAAAGCCCCGGUAGUACGGAUUCUCAGAUGAUUGCUUGCGUGAAGGGAGCUCCAGAAACUUUGCGAUCCAUGUUCUCGGAUCUACCGAAGGACUAUGAUGAGCUGUUCACGAAUUUGUCUCGGCAAGGUUCUCGGGUUUUGGCUAUGGGUAUAAGAGAGCUUGGCCCAAUGAAAACAGGAGAAUUACGUGAUAAGAACAGGGAACAUUUUGAAGUUGACUUGAAGUUUGUGGGAUUUGUAGUAAUUUCUUGCCCGCUGAAGCCCGACACAAAAAUCAUGAUAAAAGAAAUCAUUGAAAGUUCCCAUAAGGUUGUCAUCAUAACGGGUGAUAACCCAUUGACAGCUUGUCAUGUUGGAAAAGUACUCAAGUUCACUAGCAAAAAGUUGAAGACCCUUGUACUGGAUGAUCCUGGUAUUGGAGGAACUUGGGAAUGGAAAUCAGUCGAUGAAACAGUCACAGCACCAGUUGUCCCAGGAGAAGGCAAGGAUUUAAAAAAAUUCUUGAAGGAUUACGAGUUCUGCGUAACUGGAUCAGCCUUUGCAUACUUACUAAGUGAAAACAAGAAAUUACUCAAACAGCUACUUCCUCAUAUACGCGUAUAUGCACGUAUGGCUCCGAAACAGAAGGAACGAGUUAUCAACGAGCUGAAAUCACUUGGAUAUGUAACUCUAAUGUGUGGAGAUGGAACAAAUGACGUUGGAGCCCUGAAACAUUCGAAUGUCGGAGUCGCUCUUCUUUCUCAUCCCUAUGACGCAACUAAAGCUGAACAAAAAGAGAAAGAGAAACAAGCUAAGAUUGACGAAGCUCGGAAGCUUAUUCGUGAAGUUCAGUCUGGUGGAGGUCCUGCACCCCCUGGUGUUCCUCAUGGUGUAGCUCGUAGAGGAGAUCCUGUUGCUAACCGAGUUGGAAGACCCGUGCCGCCCUCAAUCUCGAAUGCUCAGAGACGGCUGGAUCAAAUGAUGAAGGAGAUCGAAGAAGAGGAGAAAGCUGCGGUGGUAAAACUUGGAGAUGCCUCUAUCGCCGCCCCCUUCACUUCAAAAUAUACCAGUAUUGCCUCAAUUUGCCAUGUAAUCAAACAAGGAAGAUGUACCUUAGUAACGACUUUGCAAAUGUUCAAAAUUCUAGCUUUGAACGCUUUAGUUUCUGCCUACUCAUUAUCAGUUCUAUAUUUAGAUGGAGUGAAAUUCAGUGAUACCCAAGCCACCAUUCAGGGACUUCUUCUUGCCGCCUGUUUCUUAUUCGUUUCCAGAUCUAAGCCAUUGAAAACUCUCUCAAAACAACGACCAAUGGCCAAUAUUUUCAAUGCUUAUACUCUUCUGACAGUCACUUUACAAUUUGUAGUUCAUUUCGGUUGCCUGCUUUAUAUGGUGCAGGAGUCGAAAUCAUCUGAGAACAUUAAUGAACCUAUCGACCUGGAAGCGAAGUUCACUCCGAACAUUCUCAACACAACUGUCUACAUAAUAUCCAUGGCUUUACAAGUCUGCACUUUUGCUGUUAAUUACAGGGGUCGUCCCUUCAUGGAGUCUUUAUGGGAAAACAAAGCCAUGCUCUACAGCAUCAUGUUUUCCGGCUUCGCAGUUUUUUCUUUAGCUUUUGGAGCUUCUGAUGACAUGAUGACACAAUUUGAACUAGUAAUUUUACCAGAGCAGCUCCGUGACAAGCUGGUGUACUGCGUUUCCUUUGACUUGGUUGCUUGUUUCACUAUUGACAGAGUAUUAAACUUCCUAAUGGGAGAUAUGUUCUAA